CAAAAUGGCGGAGUGCGGAGCGAGCGGCAGCGGGAGCAGCGGGGACAGCCUGGACAAGAGCAUCACGCUGCCCCCCGACGAGAUCUUCCGCAACCUGGAGAAUGCCAAGCGCUUCGCCAUUGACAUAGGGGGGUCGCUCACCAAGCUCGCCUACUACUCCACCGUGCAGCACAAGGUCGCCAGAGUGCGCUCCUUCGAGUACUCGGGCAGGGACGCAGAGCAGGAGCACGAGCCGCCCUACGAGAUCUCAGUCCAGGAGGAGGUCACUGCCCGGCUGCACUUUGUCAAAUUCGAGAACACCUACAUAGAAGCUUGCCUGGAUUUCAUCAAAGAUCACCUCGUCAACACCGAGACCAAGGUCAUCCAGGCGACCGGGGGCGGGGCGUACAAAUUCAAGGACCUCAUUGAAGAGAAACUGCGGCUGAAAGUGGACAGGGAGGACGUGAUGACUUGCUUGAUAAAGGGCUGCAACUUCGUGCUGAAGAACAUCCCGCACGAGGCCUUCGUGUAACAGAAAGACUCCGAGCCUGAGUUUCGAUUCCAGACCAACCACCCCAACAUUUUCCCGUACCUCCUGGUCAACAUCGGCUCUGGGGUGUCCAUCGUGAAGGUGGAGACGGAGGACCGGUUCGAGUGGGUUGGCGGCAGCUCCAUCGGAGGUGGCACCUUCUGGGGACUCGGCGCUCUGCUCACCAAAACCAAGAAGUUUGACGAGCUGCUGCAUCUGGCCUCCAAGGGCCAGCACGCGAACGUGGACAUGCUGGUGCAGGACGUUUACGGCGGGGCCCACCAGACCCUGGGGCUGAGCGGCAACCUCAUCGCCAGCAGCUUCGGGAAGUCGGCCACUGCUGACAAAGAGUUCUCCAAGGAGGACAUGGCCAAGAGCCUGCUGCACAUGAUCAGCAACGACAUCGGGCAGCUCGCCUGCCUGCAUGCAAAGCUGCACUGCCUGGACAGGGUGUACUUCGGUGGCUUCUUCAUCCGGGGCCACCCCGCCACCAUGCGCACCAUCACCUACAGCAUCAACUUCUUCUCCAAGGGGGAGGUCCAGGCGCUGUUCCUGAGACAUGAGGGCUACCUGGGUGCCAUCGGAGCAUUUCUCAAAGGAGCAGAGCAAGACAACCCUAACCAGUACAGCUGGGGAGAAAACUACGCGGGCAGCUCCGGCCUGAUGAGCUCAUCCCCAGAGCUGUGCCCCACACAGCGGGCGAGGAGUGGCACCUUUGACCUCCUGGAGAUGGACCGGCUGGAGAGGCCGCUGGUCAACCUGCCGCUCCUUCUGGACCCGUCUUCCUACGUGCCCGACACGGUCGACCUCACGGACGACGCCCUGGCCCGCAAGUACUGGCUCACCUGCUUCGAGGAGGCCCUGGACGGGGUGGUGAAGCGCGCCGUGGCCAGCCAGCCGGGCUCCGUGGACGCGGCUGAGCGGGCAGAGAAGUUCCGGCAGAAGUACUGGCGCAAGCUGCAGACGCUGCGACACCAGCCGUUUGCUUAUGGGACGCUGACCGUGCGCAGCCUUCUGGACACAAGGGAGCACUGUUUGAACGAGUUCAACUUCCCAGACCCCUACUCCAAAGUCAAGCAGAAGGAAAAUGGGGUCGCGCUGAAGUGUUUCCCGAGGGUGGUCCGCUGCCUGGACGCCCUGGGCUGGGAGGAGCGGCAGCUGGCCCUGGUGAAAGGGCUGCUGGCGGGAAACGUCUUCGACUGGGGAGCCAAAGCUGUGUCUGAUGUCCUUGAGUCUGACCCCCAGUUUGGCUUCGAGGAGGCGAAGAUGAAGCUACAAGAGCGGCCGUGGCUCGUGGACUCCUACAGCAAGUGGCUUCAGAGACUGAAGGGGCCCCCUCACAAAUGUGCCUUAAUUUUCGCAGAUAACAGUGGAAUAGACGUCAUUUUGGGAGUCUUCCCCUUUGUCAGGGAGCUUCUCUCUAGAGGGACGGAGGUCAUCCUGGCGUGCAACUCGGGACCCGCCCUGAAUGACGUGACGUACUGCGAGUCCCUCAUUGUGGCGGAGCGCAUCGCGGCCAUGGACCCUGUCGUCCACUCGGCGCUCAAAGAGGAGAGGCUGCUGUUGAUGCAGACCGGCUCCAGCUCCCCGUGUCUGGACCUCAGCCGCCUGGACAAGGGGCUGGCCGUGCUGGUUCGGGAGCGAGGCGCAGACCUGGUGGUGAUCGAGGGCAUGGGCCGCGCCGUGCACACCAACUACUACGCGGCCCUGCGCUGCGAGAGCCUCAAGCUGGCCGUCAUCAAGAACUCGUGGCUGGCCGAGCGGCUGGGCGGCCGGCUGUUCAGCGUCAUCUUCAAGUACGAGGUCCCGGCCGAGUGAGGCGCCCGCCCCGCCGGACUGUGCUCCACGGGAAUGUGCUUCGACCACAGCAGGGAAACCAAGUUCAAAUCAGAGUAUUUAUGUGGCGCACCUGUGACUGAGGGCCGGGUGCGCCCGGGGAGAGCGUGGCGCGCGUGGCGUCCGGGUCUCUGGUGCUGCCGAGUUCGCGGGGGAGGCGCAGCUUUGUCCGGUGAGACGUUCGUAUUGGAAUAUAUUUAACUGUUAAAUAAUCUUU
Molecule: messenger RNA, 2561 nt
Organism: Hyaena hyaena (striped hyena)
Lineage: Eukaryota; Metazoa; Chordata; Mammalia; Carnivora; Hyaenidae
Gene: PANK4
Product: pantothenate kinase 4 (inactive)
Exons: 19
Biological process (GO): coenzyme A biosynthetic process
Cellular component (GO): cytosol; nucleus
Molecular function (GO): ATP binding; pantothenate kinase activity
Source: RefSeq, a predicted model, not a curated record